AAAGGCUUGUCUCAGCCCUGAAUAUAUUGUCAGACAACCAAGGAAGUUACUCUGCAUCAGUGCAUCACCUAUGUAGUUAUGCGGGAAGAGAAGCCCGGUCUUAUCCUUUUUUUUUUUUUUUUUUUUUUUUUUUUUUUAAAUAAAAACAAAGGCAAGCACACUAUCAAGGUAACUAAGAGGAUUGCAACGGAUGUGGCAGGUGGCGUCUCCCGAGGAGUACCAGAAGAAUCGAGUUUUAAGGGGGCGGGCCGCUGGAAGUGCGUGGUCUCGAAGGGGGGGCUUGAAAUCAUCAUCGGUGGCUUGCUUUUUCGCGCCUGUCGCUUUUUUUUGGGGGCGGGACGGAUUGAGAAACAGCAGAACAAGCAGAGCAACAUCUGUGCUGAGUCAUCGCCGCGUUUCUGCAGGGCAGGCGCGGGUUGUUUCACGGAGCGUGAUUGGUCCAGCAAAGACAUGCGAUCGCGUCGGGCGUAUCCAGAUCGGGAAUAGCGCAAGGACCGUGCUAGUCUGUUUUUGGGGGCAGGCGACUCCUCGCAGCCAAUCACCGCGCAGGGCCGCCCCCCACGCCAGGCGGUCAGCCAGUCGAUCGGCGAUGCUGAUUGGCCAGCACCCCUUUUCAUUUGCUUUCCUUUCUUUUUUCUGCCCUGCUUCCAUUUUUCCGCCUAAGAGGAUGCAAGUCGAGGCCCACACCCUCUCUGUUUUGUGUGUGUGAGCGAGAGAGUGAGAGUGAGAGAGGGAGGAGUGUGUGUUGUGUGUUGUGUGUAAGAGAGAGAAGUGUCCCUUCGGCCCAUCCGCAGCGAGUGGCCGCCGCCCGCCCCCCCGGACCUCACCUGCCACAUCGUCCGGCGUUUCCCCUCUUUCUCCAUACGAUCUGUUCUUCUCUCUCUCUCUCUCUCUUUUUUCUUCUUCUGCAUCUUCCUCACCCACUCACUCUCACACACUCUCUCUCUCUCUUCCUCACUCCAUCUCCUCUUUUUCCCCCCUUUUUUGUCUUCCUCCGCCCCCCAUCUCCUGUUACCUUUUCGCUGCUGGCUUCGAUCACUUCCCUCCUUGCUCUCUUUACUUUUUUAUUUAUUUAUUUAUUUCUUUUUUAUUUUUCUUUUCUUUCUCCUGGCUUUUAGAAAACUCACCUCUCCCCGUCAAAAAGUUCCAGCCGACGAGCCUUGCCGCCGUGUUCUGUCGCGCAACCCGUUCUUUGACCUCCCCCUGCCGCCUCUCCCAGAGCCACUCCCGUUUUCCUCAAAGCAAAUAACAUCCAUCUGUCUUCCCCUUCCGAAGAAAAAGAAAAAAAAAGAAAAAAAGAAAAAAAAAAGAAAAGGAAGGAAAGAAAGAAAGAAAGAGACAAAGAUCAAUCAACCAUCAAAACCAGUUUUUUUUUCUCCCUUUCUCCCACCUGGAGCUCGUCCUCGUGAUUGGAUAAUUUUCGUUGCUCGGGUCCUGUCCGUCUUGUCAACUUCGUCGAAAAAAGGCAAAAAAAAAAAAAAAAAAAGGAAAAAAAAGGGUCUCUUGAAACCCAACCUAACCCUAAUCCUUGGGGUUGUUUUGCCGCCUUCAAUCCCGACCUUUUCCAGCCACUGCGUUCGAACGACUCCGAUCUCGCUUUCUACGGUCUCCUUGCCUCUUGAAAAUUGUUUCUAUCAUUUUAUCUCUCUCUCUCUCUCUCUCUAUCUCUCACUGUCUCGUUCGAUCCGUCGUGAUAUCCGCUCUCCUUCUGUCCUCUUGUCUUUUAUCCUUUUAGUUUUAUUUUUUUUUUUUUUUUCCGUUUUUCCCUCAGUAGCUGUGCCUCGACCGCUGUGCUCUCCCGUGAGAUUGCCGUGCAACCUCUCUCUCUUCCCUCGAAAUUAGUCGCGCGCAUCGUAUUUGAAUUCUCGCCAGAAGGACAAAAACAAAAAUCUUUUAUCUGGCUUUGGAUGCAAGAUUCGUCUUAUCGCUCUUCUCGAAAAACGACUUGCAAAUCGCGUCCCGACAUCUUUAUAUUCCGUUCCGCUGUACAUUCAUUUUUUUUUUAUUAAUUUUUUUUUUCUUGUUCUCGCUGUGACGUGAAGUUUUGACAGUUGGACAGUCAGGAUUCUCGCGGUCCUCACCUUACGAAAUUUUCUUCGACGCCCGAGGCCUCGCCGCUUAGUUGUACCAUAACACCCCCCCACAAGUGCAUUGCGCUUUGUUAAUCGCUUAAUUCGAUCCUCCAUUUCCUUGUUGCUGCGAUAAUCCGUGAAUAUACAACGCAUUUCCCCCGUCGAGACCCUCGACGGCCUUAAUCCUCCUAUCUAAUAUACCCGCCGGUUACGAUUUCCAUCUCUCGCCAUAUCAUUUACACGGUUGUGAAUUUGUUGGCACCCUUUGCAUAUACCGAAACCCCCUCAACCCCAAGAAAAAA
Messenger RNA from Coccidioides immitis RS, 2374 nucleotides. RefSeq lists its product as uncharacterized. NCBI's taxonomy places the organism in Eukaryota, Fungi, Ascomycota, Eurotiomycetes, Onygenales, Onygenaceae. Bases 191 to 709 code for a protein of 172 amino acids. The record is from RefSeq and is a predicted model, not a curated record. The transcript has 3 exons.